AUGGUUUUACGCCUUUUCUUUUGGCUGGGAAUCGCAGCUUUCAUCUCCCGGGCACUUUCUAGUACCGGUCCUCAACCAGUUUUUCCCUCGGAUCUUGCAUCUCAGUUGGAAUCGAAUGUGCCAUUAUUCAUCAAUCUGCCGUUAGAUCACUUCGACGCGAAUUCGAACGCUACGUUCAAAAAUCGGUUUUGGGUUAACGCUACUUACUACGAAGUCGGGGGACCUGUCUUCCUCUUCGACUCCGGGGAACAAGACGCUGCUCCUUUACUUCCUUACUACCUUCAGGAAUAUCAUGGUUUAUCUGCGACGAUGCGACUUGCGAAACGGUACAAAGGAUUAGCCAUUUUAUGGGAGCAUCGAUAUUAUGGCGAUUCUCAGCCGUUCCCAGUCAAUUCAGAUACUUCCCCCGACCAGUGGAAAUACCUGACAACUGAACAGGCUCUAGAAGAUGUCGUUUUCUUCACUAAUUCUUUUAAGAAAGCCAACGAGAACCAUACGGCGAUCACGGACUUGCUCAAUCCCUUUGAACUUCCGUUGCAUCCUUCCGUUGUUCCAUGGGUGUUUCUAGGUGGCUCAUAUCCCGGUGUGCGAGCAGCUCAUCUUCGUGUGCGAAACCCAGAAAUUAUUUUUGCUUCUUGGGCAUCAUCUGCUCCAGUUCAAUCACAGGUGGAUAUGUCAAGCUACUACAAAGCUGCCGAACGCUCUCUGACAAGGAACUGUUCUGCCGAUUGGGUUGCAGUCACCCGUUAUGUGGACGAUGUUCUCAUCAAUAGUGACGUAAAAACAAAGAACAGCUUGAAGUUUAGGAUUUGGAAAGCUCGAUUGAGCCAUCCCGGAAACAACACGACGGAGGCUGACAAGUUGACAGAGGAACAAGCUAGUGCCAAAAGCGAUGUUUCUACUGCGUCAGUCCUGAUGGACCCACUGAAUUUUUACCAGUAUUAUGGCUUCGCAGCAUCCCUCCUUCCUUUCUGCAACCUCCUCGAAACCCGUAACUUCACGACAACACCUCUGGAGACAGGAAUCGUUGACACGAACGGUGUCGAAUCUGCCGUGGACGCCUUUCUGGUGGCCAUAGGUGAACUAGACUAUGACUCAAUACCGGGGGCACCGGACGAUCCAGUUGGAGACCGUUCAUGGAUGCGUCAGUAUUGUUCUGAGUACGGAUUUUACCAGCGAGGAGACCCUCAGAAUCCGCUUUCCAUCGAGACCUCUCUCAUCUCGCUUGAACUCAACCAGAAGGAAUGCGACGAUACCUUUCCAGAUCACCUCCCGAGUUGGCCUCAAGUGGAAAACGUCAAUAAAUAUGGCGGUUGGGAUAUGCGCCCGUCUAACGUGAUGUUUACCAAUGGAGAAUUUGAUCCUUGGAGGACAAUGGGUUUAGCGUCCAUCGAGUCCAAUUCCCCUCAUCGUGAACCGUCUGUUAUCAUCCCUCCCUGCAACGAGGCUCCCAACGGAUCAUCCUUCUUCGGCAUCACAUAUGCUAACAUGGUCCACGUUUCUGAUAUGCGCGUAUUGCUUGUCUCAGACGAGAAUCACACCGACUUCAAGACAGUGGGGUUUUACAGUCCGAUUUCACAGGAACCUUUCUUCGAGGGCCUAGGGCUGUUUCAAUUGGCUUUAGAUGAAUGGCUGCCCUGUUUUGGGAAAUCAUAA
Messenger RNA from Marasmius oreades (fairy-ring Marasmius), 1656 nucleotides. RefSeq lists its product as uncharacterized. NCBI's taxonomy places the organism in Eukaryota, Fungi, Basidiomycota, Agaricomycetes, Agaricales, Marasmiaceae. Bases 1 to 1656 code for a protein of 551 amino acids. Gene Ontology annotation, biological process: proteolysis. The record is from RefSeq and is a predicted model, not a curated record. Gene Ontology annotation, molecular function: serine-type exopeptidase activity; dipeptidyl-peptidase activity. The transcript is spliced from 10 exons.